AUGCAACAACCUCCAUUAGUUAAAACAACAUUCUCAAGAAAAAUCAGUUAUAUCCUGACCCACAAGUUCACUAAUAGAGGUGGCCACCACAGUGUGCACAAGCACACUGACUUUCUCAUACGAUGGGAAGGGGACUCACAUGAAGCGACAAUGUGGCACCACAAGAAGGACCUAUGA
Molecule: messenger RNA, 177 nt
Organism: Spirodela intermedia
Lineage: Eukaryota; Viridiplantae; Streptophyta; Magnoliopsida; Alismatales; Araceae
Source: the annotation of a GenBank genome assembly